AUAAACUCUAUGCCAUAAACUAACUACAUCCAUGGAGGCAUAAAGUUUCUCAAUAUAGUGAGAAACUCUAUGCAUGGAGGAAUGUAAAAAAAUUAAUCCAUGCCUAUGCGCUUCUCCGACAACUGGAUGUGACUGUGAAUCUGUCAGGAUAGCGAACUAUAGUCAGGGCCAUGUCAAUGCCUGCCUAUGUCAGGGAGUCGGGCCGUCGGGCGUCGGUCAGGGCAUCGGUUAUUUAUUCUAUGAGGGCAUGCUAUGCUAGCACAGAACACCUAUAUGAUGCUAGCAGUUGUUCUUUAUUCUAUGAUGCUAGUCGCUAGUCAGACUGGAAGAGCGGACGGUCUGUGACUGCAUAAUCGAAGAAGCCCACUGUGUUCUUUGUGCAUAUGUGCUUAAUUUCAGGUAAUUCAACAACGUUGAAGGUGCAGCGUAGCGACGAUGUCUUUGAUGAUUUCUACGUUGCUACCUGGUAUCACCGACACUUGUUCGUCGUCAGCGAGGAAGGACUGUUGGCUCUGCGAAGAGGUGACGCAGUGGAAUUUCUUCUUACGCCCCUUCUGUCUUGAACUGGAGGAGGAAGAGGCCGGAAACUUGUGUCUGCGGACUUUGACCAACGCCUGGCGAUACGAUAACGAUACGUUUGACGUAGUAAACGGCGUAGGUUACAGCACGACCUAUGCUCUGGCGUGCCUUACCCAUCAGCACAGAUGUAUCAAAAGGCUGAGCCUUGGCCAUCACGUGUUCGAAUCUCGGGGGACUCCAUCUCAAGUCGAAACCGUAGUCGAAGCACUAGGACCAGAGAGCGCCGUUGAGUGCAUAGAGAUUUCCGGGGGCGCAACCCGUUAUUGGAAUUCAUUGCUGAAUGCUGUCGGUAGCGUUGCCGCUUUAAGGAGCCUGCGUAUCGAAGACGCUGUCAUCGACAGUUGCUUGGUAUGGAGGCUCGCCGAACUUUUUGCGGCAAAUGGGGGACGUCUGCAGGAACUUGUCAUUUCCGCAAGCGAGGCGGUCCCUGACAUACCCAGGCAGCUGAUUUGUGCCAUCGACCAGUGUGAAGCCCUGACUGAGCUGUCACUUGAUGGCCAUCUGGCGUUAGAGGCUACCACUGCCUUGGAACGACUUCUCCAGUCAAAUAAGUCCAUCCAGAAGAUUUCUCUGCGAGAUAGAAGACAAAACCAAGCUUUUUUAAGUGCGCUCUGCAGUGGGCUUAGCUUGAACUUCUCACCCACAGAGCUACAAUAUGAAUGUGCCAAUUUGAACUUCGGAGAGCUGCUUAAGCUACUCACGCCCAGCCGAGUGCUGAAGCAUCUGGUUUUGAGCGGCGAUAAGUGCAAACCGGGAACGUUCGGAAAACAUCAUGGCAUGGCGUUGAACAUGCUUUUGGCGCAUAAUGCCGAACUUCGCAGCUUGGCAGUUCGACACUGCACUUGGACGCUUGAUGCCGCUGAAGAAGUUGCUUCCGGGAUCUCACUUAACGACUCCCUGGAGCGUUUUGACCUUUCUCAGUGUCACAUGGACAUAAACACAGUGAUGACAUUGUGCAGUGGACUCGAAACCAAUGAUACUUUGAAGGUGCUUAGGUUUCAUCCCGACGAGAAAUUCUUGCAUGCGCCGACUGGUUUGUCUGGAAAGCUGCUGGCUGCUCGAUGCUUCACUCGAGUGGUCACAACUUGGCCCGAGGUAUGUGUGGGGAAUCUCGCAAGAGCCCUGAAAACGCCUGCGCUGUGCCCGCCAGAACUGCACAUCAGCACUUCCGGGUUUUCUGACACAUCUUUUGCGUGGCUGUGCGCAGCUCUUGGCCCCAGCACCAUAAAGCACCUCUCUGCGAAAUUCUCCAACUGUGACUUCAACCCGGCCAUGCAGCUGCGUGAUGCAGUCAUUGCCAACUGCUCCAUCAAGACGCUUGCAUUGCAGGAGGACAGCAUCGCUACCGACGUGUGUUUUACUGUAGCAGAAGCCCUAGAGAAAAACAGAACAGUGACCGAAAUUUCCCUCAGCAUCAACAACCUAAAUGAGAGAAAUGUAAAAUAUCUCUCGUCAGUAGCUACUGGCAGUGAUGUCUUGGAAAAAGUGUCGCUAAACUGCAUCACUGUAGUACCGUGGUUUAUGGACCACCUACGCAGCAUUUCUUUUUGGCUGAAGCAUAACGGUACACUAACUGGUUUUUACAUCUUCGAAGAGAGACGCCGCAUUGAAUGUGUAGUUGCUGAAGUCAAGGACAGUGUAGAUAAGAAUCGGAGAAAGUGGAAAUGCGCGCUUCAAUUUGUUCUUGAACCUCGCAUCAACAAGUGCUGGGCAGAGGCAUUCGAGUCAUUGCAAAAAAAGCCUUGUUUUCUCCCACGCGUUGCGGCUGCCGCAGGGAAGUCAUUGGAAGAUGCGUCGAGAAUUAUCAGAUCGGCCGAGCGUUUCAUUGCAAAAAACUACCUUUUAGUAACUGAAGUGGUGUCUCGAGGUGUUACUUGUCAUCCUCAUCAGAGGACUCAGGUGGACAGCCUCAACAGCGACUGCUGGCUGGUCAUUGGGCAGUAUCUAAGCGUGUUCGAUGUGCUUGACAAAGGGCCCACAUUUGCAAAUUCAGACUCUUCCUACGGUUUUACGAAUGUUUAGUAUAGUUGAAUGAAAAAUUCUGUCUACUAAGGAGUUUAACUUAUCCAUCUACGGCUAUACUGUAGAGUGAAGAAAAAGAAGUGUAGGAGCAACCGUGUUCAGGCACGUGAUGAAAAAACAAAAGGCGAUAGAAGACAAAGAGAAUGACUAUGCCGGUGUGUGGCGACUCGGUGCAUCAUGAUUGGGCCUGUGUAUGCACGUGACUAAGUCAAUGAACGAUGGUCUUGUGGUGCCCCGGAGGUGCGGUGUGCUAUGAUAGGGCCUAGUGUCUGGAGCGUAUGCCCAAAAAGGUGUGAAGAGGAGGUCGGGAUGCAAGAGAAGCGAGACGUGCACCACGAGCCAAGGAGAUUGAAUGCGGUGGACAUCCCUGGAGGCCCCCGAUGACCCGGAGCAAGUGACAAGGCAGCCAAAUGGGCACUGCUAAGAAAGAGUUCCUAGGCUGCCCGCCGUUCUGGGACUACCAGGGGCCUGUUGUCGAGAUUGAGGGUGCCUGCGCAAGUGACGAGUGCUUAGUGCUGAGCCUGGGCUUUCAUGGGUGCCUGGGCAACCGCUAGGCAAUGGCAAUGCUGACCCUAGCAAUGUGUCUUCCCCGCCUGCCACCUCAUGCUGCUGCACCUGCCUGUCUUAGUUCACGUGAACUGACCUACGUGAAUGUGUUGAACCUUCUGUUUAGCGACUCGUGUGACACACUUCGCUAGCAGUUGUGUAGAAACUCAUAGGACUUGAGGUACAGUGUUGGUUUGUCGUGCUUGUCUCACGAGUGUGCUUUGUGCAGGAGUAUGUUUUAGUUUGUCCUGUGUCAUAUUGUAAAUACCCAUGAGUAUGCUUUGAAUGAGUUGCCUCACUGGGCCUCCUGUGUGUGUUCCUCAAUGCACUGCGCGUCGCCAAGCAUGACAAAUGUCUGCUGAUAAAACCUUACACGCACCCCUGGAUCUCUUCUAAUGGUUAGGGGUCCUAGACAACUACAUGCUUGAAGGAAGUUAUUCAAACAAGUUUCUAAAUAUAGGCAAACUUGGCCGCAGCAAUCGUUGAAAAAGUUUCGUCAUCCAAAAGCAAUUUUUUGCUUGCAAAUCUCUGCUGAUUUAGAUUUUUUUUUUAUAAACCAUCGAUAAAGUGCAUGUUUCUCCCAAAAAGUGCUUGUGUGACGUGCUGUGUGUUCUCUCCCCCUUCCCCUCUUACGGUGUAAUCUGUGGGAUUUUUACCAAUUUAAAGUUCGCUAGUUAGCAGGUAUGCGUGAUGGAUUAGAUUCUAUCAAGUAAUCUGGCCAAGGUCAAUGCCUAUGUGUUCGUGACACGGACAGCAGGUAUGGUAAUGUGUCAACCUGGUGCUUUUUAUCUGUAAAGUUUGAGAAAAUGAAUGUACAUGUCCGCAUUUUCAGAUAUACUUGUCCGCAUUUUCUGUUACUGAACUGUUCCUGUGUUGAUGGUGAAUAACUACAAGAUUUAAGGUAGAUGCUUGGUUUAAGACUAAAUAGCUAUGUAGUGAAGACCUGUGUGUUGCAGCCAUACUGCCGUCCUUCCACCUGAAGGAGAGCUCUGUGUACCUAGACUGGUACAUGAGAACACCGCUGUGCACAGUUAUUCAAUUGCUUUAGAGCUGCAAUAACGUAAGAAGUACUACAAAAAAAGUGAAACAAGCACAGUCAUUCCUUCCAUGGCGAUAAGAACUUCUGCUAGCUUAAUCUGUGAUUUCUGAAACUGCAGCAGGAAUGUCAACGUUUUCUUAUGACUUAACCCAGCAGCCGUUCUGCCAGCCACUUUCUUGGGUGCUUGUUGUUUUAGUUCCACUCGGAAAAAUUGCAUUCCGGUUCCGCUACGGAAAUUUAAAAAAAGAAAAAAAAAAAGUCGGAACGGUUUAUAACUGUAUUUGUUUGCGUGCACAAGUCUUUGAAGUAACUAUAAAAAGAAUAGUAUUUUUUUUCAAUAAGUGAAUUGCACAUUCUGAGAUCGUCCUCGGUGCCUAGGCACUGCGCAUGAUUACUUGAUUUGACCAUCCGAAUCCAGCAGAGGCCACUCUCUCGCGCUGCAAUAAUGUGUAGUAGAAGAAGGUUGAGUGGGACGAGUGGCUGGGGCACUUCGUGGCGCAAGUUUGAUCGCAGCGCCGCGCAUGCUGCGGCAGCGCUGCGAUCGAACUGGAGUGGGCCGCAUCAAGGCCGCACCAUUGGAAAAUGCUGACAAUACUUCUUGGAAGGGUCAUUCGUACUACCUCGCUCGCUGGUACAUGCGUUCAGACCGCUUAAACGGUCUUCGUAAUUGCAUGCGGCAUGUAUUUAUGCCUUAGGAAUAGAUGCCUUUCUUCCAUUUUAUUUCUCGUAAUGCCGCUCGGUGAUUACGCGGGCAUGCAGCCGUAGUGUCAGCUUUCAUUCUAUAAAUACAAUGUCUUAUACAAUGUUAUUGUAUGUGGUUUCCUUUGGAGAACAAAUAUUUUUCGUGUUCUUCAAGCAACAUAUAUCUCACGUGUGUAUAUUUAGGCGUAUAGUUUUCCAUCAGUGGGUCUUGAGAAACGCAGACGGAAAUGGAAACUUUCUGCUUACCGCUUCAAACAAAUAAAACACAUCUUCCCCAUCUGACGCUCUGUACUCAGAUUGAUGGGAGGCAUUCUUAUAGAAGAAAAAGAAAAAACUGCAGUGGAACAUUCCAUUCAUGUUUCUGUCUUCCUCGUGUAACAGAAUCGACUAAUUGGUACCAGUUCUUGCGGUCGAACCUCGAGCGCUGAAAACAGUUUUAGGUAGCCAUUAUAUCUGCUAAUCUUUGGCCUGUAAGCCCAUGCUUAACUAAAAGAAAAAAAGAAAAUGGCACGGUAGCUAAAGUGGCUACAUAGUGGAUACGGCGUUGCGCUGCUAAACUUGAGCUCACGGGUUCAAACCGGGUCGCGGAAUUUGAUGGGAACAAAAUGGAAAAACACUCGUGUACUUCUAUUUAGGUGCACGUUAAAGAACCCCAGGUGGCGAGAACUGAACAGGGUGCCUCAUUAUCAUAUCGCCAGACUUAAGACGCCAGAAUUUGCUUAAUUAAAGUAAAAAAUAAAUAAGGAAAGUAUCCUUCGAUGGACUGGGCACACUAAUUACGUAUCCCUAAGUUUAUCAAAAGCUGUUGGAGCACUUCCCCGGUGUCGUGGCAUUCUUCCAGUGCGCAUUAAAAAACGGAUAUAUGUUUCAUUAUUUCAAUCACACAUUGCAUAUUGCCAUCUUGUUUGGGGCACAGCAUCACCGACUAACAUGAAUAGAAUUGUGAGCCUGCAAAAGAAAGCGAUUCGUGUCAUUGCAGACGAAGAGUACUGCGCACACUCCAGACCGCUUUUUAUUCGGUUAAAAAUUCUGCCCAUCAGUGUUAUGCUACCGCACAUUAUUGUUUCUUUAUUCACCACUAAAACCACGUUUCGUACUAACUACUAUCUUCCUUAUCAAGAUAUCAGCGCUCAAGGAACGCGUACCGGCAGCCAACACUCGACAAUUAGAAAAGUGGUGUCUUCCCAGAACUCGAACUAAUUACGGUAAACAAACGUUAAAGGUAUAUAAUACCUUACACCCUGAACGAUAAUACAACCUUAAUUGAUGGCCCCGCAAUAAAUAAACAUGCUUUAAUUGAAUACUUUUUAAACAGAAUUGCUUAAGGGGAGAGGCUCCUCGAAACAACUUUUUUUUUUAUUAUUUGUACCAGAGACUUCAAAAUUCAGCCAACUGGAGAGUUUUUCAUGCAGAUUUCAAAUAUGCAAUUAGUUUUUGUGUAGCUGCUAUAGUUCUAGAGUUAUAUUAUACUGAAUGACAAAUUAUAGCGAUCUUUACGGGCACUUUUUUAUGAACUAAACUUUCACAAAAGGUAUUGUGCUAUAGCUUAUUUAGCUCUUCGUAGAUCACAGAGUGCCGAUAUCUAGUCAAAAAACGUGUUCAGUUAUAGGAAGUGGGACAAAAAAAUUUUGACACUUCAACCAUGGUUUCUUCCAGUUCCCUGAGACAUAACUUCGUACUAUUGUAAUUACUGACGACUGAUAUUGAAAUUUCAAGUAGAUAUCAGCAUUCUACGUACCUUCAAGAGAGUGUGUCAAAUUUCGUUAGUAUACACAAAUUCUAAGUGUACAAAAGGCUUCCCGGAAGACACGAAAAUAUCAAAAAAUUUGAAAAUGAGAAAAACAGGUUUGAAAGUUUCAAAACCUUCUAUUCUUCAAAAUCCAAUUGUUUUUGCAUGAAUCUUGGUCACACUCAAGAGCAACCGAUUUAUAUCACAUAGUUUACAUUCUGCGUUGUGCGUUCUUUUGUGUGGAUUAGUUUGGAAUGAUUUUGCAGGCAUUGUAUAAAUUCACUUUUUUUUUUCUCUCUCUCGCUCUCUCUUUUUGUAACAGUUCAUUCUUCAUAAAAAAUUUAACUUGGAAGUUAUACAUGUGUGCACUUGAAUGCUGAGCGUAUAUAUGCCAUGUGUUUGUGCAUAUGUGAAUGUAUAUGUAGGUGUACAUAUAUGUAUACAUAUGGGGGCGUAUGCGUGCCACUUCCAUGGGUGUUUGCGAGUGUACGUGUGAAUAUAACAUGUCGGUGUACAAUAUAGCUUUGCAUUGGUGUACGUAUAUAUAAUAUUUUUUUCUCCUUCACAGCUUGGUGCGAACAGUUUCUUUCUAUUUUUUUGUUUGUUUCUCGUGUUGCUUUUUUUUUUUUCUUGUACGGGUGUACGACAUACACUGCUGUUUUGCCGCUGUUGCCACUGCCUGUAGGGCCCCAGGCCUCGUCAAGCUGCUCAAUGAGCAGCUUUUUGUCUGGGGUCCAUUUUUCCUUGAGGAAAAUAAAACUGAUUCUGAUUCUGA
Dermacentor andersoni is the source of this 7392-nucleotide messenger RNA. RefSeq lists its product as uncharacterized. NCBI's taxonomy places the organism in Eukaryota, Metazoa, Arthropoda, Arachnida, Ixodida, Ixodidae. The record is from RefSeq and is a predicted model, not a curated record.